Syngnathus typhle (broad-nosed pipefish) is the source of this 2789-nucleotide messenger RNA. RefSeq names its product sonic hedgehog signaling molecule a (gene shha). Gene Ontology annotation, biological process: intein-mediated protein splicing; regulation of gene expression; protein autoprocessing. The coding region runs from base 382 to 1635 and encodes 417 amino acids. The transcript has 3 exons. Gene Ontology annotation, molecular function: calcium ion binding; patched binding. Lineage: Eukaryota; Metazoa; Chordata; Actinopteri; Syngnathiformes; Syngnathidae. The record is from RefSeq and is a predicted model, not a curated record.
AAAGCAGUAAAAAGCGGGUCGCCUCACACAAGCGGCUGCAGCUCGACUUGAACAUCCGACGGGUUUGGUUUUUUUUUUCCUCAUUAUUUCAUUUGGUUUCAGCUUGCUCCUUUAGAAGAGCAAAGAAGAAGAAGAGGGCAAAAAAAAAAAGCCUCCUUGGAUGUUCUUCCCCUUCCCGUGCCAUUCAUUUCCGCACCUGCUGCCGUAGAAGAGAACCGGAGGGGGGCGAGCGACAAGGGCACCGAGAGAGCCGGCAAAGGCGCACCGAGUGGCGGCCGGCCACCUCCUGAAGGACACACACACGCACACGCACACACACACACACACACACACACCUUCUCCCUCCUCCUCCCUCCCCCCCUCCCCACCCUGUUCAUCAACAUGCUGCUGUGGAUCAGAAUAGUCCUGGUCGCCGUCGUCUGCUCGUCCUUGGCCGUGUCACCCGGUAUGGGAUGCGGACCGGGCCGGGGCUAUGGCCGCAGGAGGCACCCCAAGAAGCUGACACCUCUCGCCUACAAGCAGUUCAUCCCCAACGUGGCCGAGAAGACCCUGGGGGCGAGCGGCCGCUACGAGGGCAAAAUCACGCGCAACUCGGAGCGAUUCAAAGAGCUCACGCCCAAUUACAACACGGACAUCAUCUUCAAGGAUGAGGAGAACACCGGCGCCGACCGGCUCAUGACUCAGCGGUGCAAAGACAAGCUGAACUCGCUGGCCAUCUCAGUGAUGAACCAGUGGCCCGGCGUCAAGCUGCGGGUCACCGAGGGCUGGGACGAGGACGGCCACCAUUUCGAGGAGUCCCUCCACUACGAGGGCCGGGCGGUGGACAUCACAACGUCGGACCGAGACAAGAGCAAGUACGGCACGCUGUCCAGGCUGGCGGUGGAGGCCGGCUUCGACUGGGUCUACUACGAAUCCAAAGCCCACAUUCACUGCUCGGUCAAAGCAGAAAACUCGGUGGCGGCCAAGUCCGGAGGCUGCUUCCCGGCUACCUCCACGGUGAGCCUCCAGGACGGUUCCACCAAGCCGGUCGAGGACCUCCAGAGCGGGGACAAGGUCCUGGCGGCGGACGCCAGCGGCAAGCUCCUCUUCACGGACUUCCUCACGUUCAUCGACCGAGACUCGAGCACGCGGCGUCUCUUCCACGUGGUGGAGACCGACGCCGGCCACCGGAUCACGCUGACCGCCGCGCAUCUCCUCUUCGUGGUCGACAACUCCACACGCGGAGCUUCGGCGGUGUUCGCCAGCCAGGUGCGGCCGGGUCAGGAGGUGCUGGUGCCGGACGGCGCGCGGCUCCGACCGGCAACCGUGGCGCGAAUUUCCACCGAGGUACACGUCGGCUCUUACGCGCCGGUGACCGCGCAGGGCACGCUGGUGGUGGACCGGGUGCUCGCUUCCUGCUACGCCGUGGUGAACAGCCACGAACUGGCGCACUGGGCCCUGGCGCCGCUCCGGCUCACCUACUGGCUGUCAUCGGUGCUCUCCUGCGCGCAGGCCCCGAACACUACGCACGAGGACGGCGUGCACUGGUACUCCAAAGUGCUCUAUCACUUGGCAACGUGGCUCUUGGACCCCCGCGCCUUGCAUCCACUCGGCGGCGGCGGGGGCGGCGGGGGCGGCGGCGGCGUGUCCAGCUGAAAGCAGACUUUUCCACACACAAAAACAUAAAUACAAGUCAAAAUAAACGUAGGACUCUUCAGUAGAUGAAAUAACGAUUAAAAGAGAAGGAAAAAAGAAGAAGAAGAAAAAAAAAAACUUCGACAAAGGCCCCAUGCAGUUGGAGUUGAUGAUGGGAUAUUUAUUAUUAUUGUUUCUGUGACUUUUCUAUAUGAUGACGACGACGACGCGCCCCCCCUUUCAAAGAACGAACGGAGCCUUAAAAAGAAAGAGAGAGAGAGAGAGAGAGAUAAAAACGUUUGAAUAAUUUAUUCUCACAUGAACUGAUGGCUGCGGUGAAAAGUGCAUAAUCUAUUUUUGUAAGUGUCCAAUGCAAAACCAACAAACAAGAAAAGAAAAAACAGAGUCAAUAAUAGCAAAGAGAAAGAAGAUGACGCUAACUCUUGACAGGUUGUAAUGUUCAUAUAUAUAUAUAUGUAUAUAUAUAUGUAUAUAUAUAUAUAUAUAUAUAUAUACGAGUAUGUGUGUGUGUUUGUGUGUGUGUGCGCGCCACUGACUGUUAUAUUUUGGGGGAAGAACAAACUUGCUGGGGUUCCAUAAAUUAUAUUUUUAUACACAGAAUUGUAAAUUAGAUUUUGACAGAUCGCUACCGAAUUUGAAAUAGUGUAAAGAUAUGAGAAUAUAUUUUAAUUUAAAUACAGUAGUAUUGGGGAAGUGUUGGAAGACUAAAAAAAAAACUUUUUGGGGGGGUUGUCAGAGAGGGGCAGAUAUUCUGCCUCGUGUCUGCAUUCUUUAUUUUGUGUUGCAACCAUUUUUGUUUUUAUUCUUAUCAUGUUCGUUUUCCUUGGUGGAAAAAGAACCAUUAAAUGCAGAUUCUGACAAUUCGGUAACAGUUACAAGUCGUACUGUUUCAUUGAAUAAAUUCAUAAGUAACUCAUGUACAUGUACUAAAAUGUAGUUUGAUUAUUUUCCACCAUAUUUUCAAUAGUGAUCAUAGGGAAAUAGUUUUCUACCGAUGGUGUGUGUGUGUGCAUAUAUAUAUAUAUAUAUAUAAAUAUAUGCGCGCGCACACACACACACACACAUAUAUAUAUAUAUAUAUAUAUAGACAGCGCAUACAACUUUGAUGACAGGGCAAUGUGUUGACAACAAAUAUCUAGAGUUUAUUAUUUAUA